AUGGAAGAUGUCGUGAUAGUUGCUGCAUGGUAUCAAGAGAAUGUUCAGAUUCAACGAAGAGACGAGUCAUGGUUCGGGUCUAUCAGAGCAACUGGCUCCAUCCUAUACAUCCUCUUCCGCCUCGUCGCCUCCUCCUCCACGGAAUCCCUCACCAUCGCACGGAAGCUCAGCGAUUGGCUCCAGAGCGGAAAGAUCUCGACCGAUCUGCAGGCUAGAGGAUGGCAGGUUGUCGUGGGCUCUUCUGGAUACCCGCUCGUCGUCCGAUCGUCGGACGGAAACGUGAUCGCUACCUUCCCUCUCUCUUCUGCAGUCUGGGAGCCUCAGCCGAGUCGUCUCCUACUCUUGGCCUUUGUCAUCAUCGGCUUGACGUAUCGAUCGGCAAUCCGUCGGAGAAAGAGCAUGCAGCAGAAUCAGGCCAGCCUGGAGCAGACCAGGAGGACGCUGCGGGCUGUCCUCGACCUCCAGAGAGUCUACCGGGGGCAUCUGCAUCGCGUCAAGGUGAAGCGAAUGCAGCGAGGGGAGGAUCAAGUUGCUCUAGAAGAUCUGUUCUUGUCGCACUCGGAGGGGUUGGAAGCUCCAGCUGCCAUCCAGCAGAGUGACGAGGACCUCUACGACCUCUCCAAGAACCUCGCCAAGCUGGCUGAUUCAGACAAGCAGCCGAGCAGCCGAGCCGCCUUGAGCCCUGACGUUCCUCCUCCUCCUCCGUCGUCCAAGAAGCCCCCGAACCUACCGCGAAGAAACCCCUCCAGGGCAACGAAUUCUGGGAGCUCAGCAAGCUCAGAGAGAUGA
This is a messenger RNA of Guillardia theta CCMP2712, 789 nucleotides long. RefSeq lists its product as hypothetical. NCBI's taxonomy places the organism in Eukaryota, Cryptophyceae, Pyrenomonadales, Geminigeraceae. The transcript has 9 exons. The record is from RefSeq and is a predicted model, not a curated record. Gene Ontology annotation, molecular function: protein binding. The coding region runs from base 1 to 789 and encodes 262 amino acids.